Molecule: messenger RNA, 1034 nt
Organism: Rangifer tarandus platyrhynchus (Svalbard reindeer)
Lineage: Eukaryota; Metazoa; Chordata; Mammalia; Artiodactyla; Cervidae
Source: the annotation of a GenBank genome assembly
CUGCUGUUCUGACGUUCUCUUCCCAGCGGUUCUCCUCUUCUGUCUACCAAUAUUGCUGCCGCGUGGGGCUUUGCUGCCUGCUGCUGGAGUUUGAUCCUCGGAUCCACUUCGCUGUCUCCUGCGGCGCAAAGUCGAGCCCGGCGCUCCGCUUCUACGAGGCAGACUCUAUAGACGUACCUGCUGCUUACAUUGAAGUGCCUCCUGCUGCUACUGCUGUUGCUACUACUCGGCCUGCCGCUCGUGCUCUUACUGUUCCUGGUGCUGGCGCUGCUGCUGCUACUGAUGUGUCGGAUGAUGACGCUGCUGUUGGUGUUCCCGUGCCUGCUGCUGCUGGCCUCGAUAUUGCUGUGCUUGCUGCUGUUGCUGAUGCGCAUGUCGUGCUGGUGCCGUUGAUGCUGCAAUUGGUGCUGCUAUUGUUGUACCUACUGCUGCUGGUGCAGCUGUUACGGGAGUGCGUGCUGCUGUUGGUGCAGCUGCUACGGGAAGGCCUGCUGCUGCUGCUGUUGUUAGUUUGCCGGCUGCCGCCGCUGCUGCUGUUGCUCUUCCUGUUGCGUCCGUGCCUGCUGCUUUCAUUGAUGUUUCUGCUGCAGCUCUUAUCACUUUGCGUGGUGCUGCUGUUGUUGCUAUUCUUCCCGCGCCUGCUGUUGUUGGUGCUGCUGUUGCUGCUGAUGCUGCUGCUACGCUGCGUUUGUACUUCUGCCGAGCUUCUACUACUGCUACUGGAGGAGCUUCGCAUAGCAGGAGAAGUUUUUUGCGCUGCAGACCAGAACGUAAAAGUUGACGUGCCCAAUCGUACUUUGUGGCUCAAUAAAAUAUUUGGAUGGUAUGAUGGAGAUUUCGGAUCUACUAAUCUCAAGCAGCUGCUACCUCUUGUGGCUCGCAGCUUGCUGCAGCAGGCACUCCUGUUGCUGGACCAGGAGCAGGAACAGGAGGAGUGGGAGGAGCUGCUGCAGCAGCAGCAGGAGGAGGAGGGGGAACAACAGCAGCAACACCAAGUGGAGGAGGGGGUGGCGGGGGCGGUCUUGCCUUUUUGA